Molecule: messenger RNA, 3907 nt
Organism: Pan troglodytes (chimpanzee)
Lineage: Eukaryota; Metazoa; Chordata; Mammalia; Primates; Hominidae
Gene: SNAI3
Product: snail family transcriptional repressor 3
Exons: 3
Coding region: 115-993 (292 amino acids)
Biological process (GO): regulation of DNA-templated transcription
Molecular function (GO): RNA polymerase II cis-regulatory region sequence-specific DNA binding; copper ion binding; DNA-binding transcription factor activity, RNA polymerase II-specific
Source: RefSeq, a predicted model, not a curated record
GGCGCGCUAUGCUAAUGAGCCUGACCCCUUCAAGCGCGGGCGGACGCAGCAGUCCGGACCCAGGCGCGCCCCUCCCGCCCCAGCCCACCCCGGCCUGCCGCCCGGGAGGGGAACAUGCCGCGCUCCUUCCUGGUGAAAACGCACUCCAGCCACAGGGUCCCCAACUACCGGCGGCUGGAGACGCAGAGAGAAAUCAAUGGUGCCUGCUCUGCCUGUUGGGGGCUGGUGGUGCCCCUCCUCCCCCGAGACAAGGAGGCCCCUUCUGUGCCCGGUGACCUUCCCCAGCCCUGGGACCGCUCCUCGGCCGUCACCUGCAUCUCCCUGCCCCUCCUGCCACGGAUCGAGGAAGCUCUGGGGGCCUCUGGGCCGGACGCCUUGGAAGUCAGCCAGGUCGACCCUCGGGCCAGCCGGGCCGCCAUUGUACCCCUCAAAGACAGCCUGAACCACCUCAACCUGCCCCCACUGCUGGUGCUGCCCACAUGGUGGUCCCCGAUCUUGGGCCCAGACCGGCACGGGGCUCCGGAAAAACUGCUUGGGGCUGAGCGGAUGCCCCGAGCCCCGGGCGGCUUUGAGUGCUUCCACUGCCACAAACCCUACCACACGCUGGCCGGGCUGGCCAGGCACCGGCAGCUGCACUGCCACCUGCAGGUGGGGCGUGUCUUCACCUGCAAGUACUGCGACAAGGAGUACACCAGCCUGGGUGCCCUCAAGAUGCACAUCCGCACUCACACGCUGCCCUGCACCUGCAAGAUCUGUGGCAAGGCCUUCUCCAGGCCCUGGUUACUGCAGGGCCAUGUCCGCACCCACACAGGGGAGAAGCCCUAUGCCUGCUCGCACUGCAGCAGGGCCUUUGCCGACCGCUCCAACCUUCGGGCCCAUCUGCAAACGCACUCAGACGCCAAGAAGUACCGGUGCCGGCGCUGCACCAAGACCUUCUCCCGCAUGUCCCUCCUGGCGCGGCACGAGGAGUCUGGCUGCUGCCCGGGCCCCUGAGAGGCACGUGGUCGGCGCAGGCAGGAGGGAUGGUCCUCACCCCGCGAGCUGCUGUCCCUCCUGCCGCCAGAGGAGCCAGGAGUCUGGGAGGGCGGGGCCUGGCCUCACACUUGGUGCGGCCUCCACAUCUGCGUCCAAUCAGAACCAAAGAAGAGUCCAGCGGGGCCCCGGGCCGGAGGACACUCGCCCAGGCCUCCCACCCCGCGGAGCCCACUCAGAGGAGACUCCUCUCCUGGAGAAGGGUUUCAUCAGAACAAGAGCCCUGGUUCCAUUUCGACACAGUCAGGUCUCCGGGGCUACCCUUCCAAGAGUCAGAGCCUCGGGGAGGUGGCCGCCAGCAUGGGCCGGCACUGCCGCCGGAUGGCUGGCAAGGCUGCCUAGUUCCCUUGCAGCAGAAAUGAACGGUUCUGACUGAUAGUGAGAACGGCCCUGUGGCCCUUCCUCAGUAGGCACAACUACCUCUCAGCCAGCCCCCGCCAGCCUUUGGUUUGGGGUCUGGGACGAGCUGUCCCAUGUCACACGUCUAUGUGCAUGUGCACACACACUCAAACAUGUGCACACACGUGCCCUCCCCACCUCACUAGACUCUCCGGGAGAUGGGGCAGGACUGGGAGAGCCCACGAUUGGUGAUUCGGGUGUGUUGGGAUGAGGCGGAGUGAGUGCCUCUGGGAUUUGUCCCGCUCAGAGCCUCAGGGGGCUGGGGUCUCAGGGCACUCAGCUUCCCAGGCAAUAACAGCCGUGGGGUAAUAAAUGGUCUCUGCACACCUGCAUGUUCCGUUCUUUGAAGCUUUGAGUCUUGGCCAAUCCCCUGGUUCUGUGGAGGAGGUGGGACUCUGAGAAACUCCCUGAGACAGCAGGAUUCGGGGAUCACCUGGGGCCUUUAGCCACCAAGUAGGCAGGAGACUCUGGGUCAGGGCCUGCCACUGUGAAAAACUCUCCUGAGAGGUGGGGACACUGCCACUGGGUGAGCAGGGGCGCCACUGUGGGCAGAAGCCAGCGCGGGAGUGGGAGAGCGUCCCAUGGCACAGAGGAAUGGCCAAGAGGCUCCAGCUGGUGCCAGGUAGAGGGCCGAGACCAAGGCCGGGGCAGGCGUUGUGCAGCUGGGGGCAGCGAGUCCUCCCUGCUGCCUGGUCAGAAGAGAGGACUCAGGGCUCCUGCUGCAGCCCUCAAGCGCUGCGAGGGUCUGACAUGAUCACUGCCGUCUUGUAGAGGGUCUGGGCCUCUGUCCACCCAUGGUACCUGAGGCAUCCGUGAACUGGAAUCCCAGACCCUUGCCCUGCCCUGCUGAGACGCUGUGCCAAAUCGACAUGGUUGCCUACACUCAAGACCCCCCUCCCUGGAGUCCUGCUCCCACCAUCCAGUGGGGUGGUGGCGUUUCCUUCUUACACGUGGCCUCUUCUCACCGCCGAGCUGUUGGGCGGCCGCCCACUGGGCUGGUCCUCCUCUUCCCAGCAUGUCUCAGCCUCUCCAGCUCAACCCCAGGGGCAGCGUCCAGGAAGGAGCAAGGAGGCCCCUCCUAGUCCCUGACACCUUCACUGAUGGGGACGGUGGAAGGGAGGUUUCUGGGAGGGGACACCUGUCCCUCAGGAGGGCUGGGCCGCUGUCAGCUGCCCUGCUUCUGGCUGCAGACAGGAAGACAUCAUUGUCCUGGUCCUGGAAUGGAGUCACAUGGAGAGCGGCAAGCACUCCCCUUGCUCCCAGAGCCCACUGAGCCUCCCGUCCAUCUGUCUGUCCAUGAGACUAUUCAGGGGGGCUCACAGGGACCACACACGAAGCAUCUUGUUGCUCAGCCACUUGGCUGCUCCAGUCCCAACCUGGGCAGUGGGAGCCCCACUCGGGGCAGCCCCGCCUGCAGAUCAGCCUGGCUAACACCUGCCAGGUGCUGACGGGCCCUUGGGCAGAUGGCUUGACGACACCUGUUUGAAGAGCCUUGGGGACAUCCUAGAGGAAGCUUGACCUAGACCUUGGGCUCCGCUGGAUCAAGGGUGACCUUGAGUAAACAGACUCCCCAGGAGAGCUUGGGGUCCAGCCGCUACCAGUCUCCACGUGAGCUGGCGGAGUGAAGACGCUGAGAAAGCCUCUCUCACCUUCCGGGACCGGGACCACUGCCUCCCUUACAGGGAUUGGCCAUCCCCAGAGAGGGAGGCACCCACUCAGCUGCCAUAACAAAGGACCCCAGCCUGAGUGGCCGAAACAACAGAGUUUCAUUCUCCUCCAGUCCUGGAGGCUGGAAGUCCCAGAUCCAGGUGAAGGCAGGGCUGGGUCCUUCGGAGGCUGUGAGGGCGGGGCUGUUCCAGGCUUUCUUGUGGCUUUGGGAGUCCCGUGGCAUCUCCCUGUGUGUGUCUGUUUCUGUCUCUCCUCUUCUUAUGAGGACACAGUCAUGUUGCCCUGCUCCAGGAGGCCCCCCAUCUUAACUCAUGACAUCUGCAAAGCCUCUACUUCCAAAUAUGGUCACAAGCGGAGGGCCCGAAAAUUAGGACUUCAACAUACGGAAGUGGGGGACGCAAUUCCACCUAAACAGCCAGUGGGAACACGGGGCUUUGCCAAGAGUUGCCUCGAGGGUCCUUGCACUCAACGCUGAGGAGAGGGGAGGCCUCACCCUCUUCUUUUGUCCCUCAGUCUACAAAGGAUCAUGAGGGCCGGGCAUGGGAGUUCACGCCUGUAAUCCCAGCCCUGUGGGAGGCCAAGGUGGGUGGAUCACUUGAGCCCAGGAGUUUGAGACCAGCCUGGGCAACAUGGCAAAACUCUGUCUCUACUAAAAAUACAAAAGAAUGAGCUGGGUAUGGUGGCACACCCCUGUAGUCUGAGCUAUCCAGGAGGCUGAGGCAGGCGGAUUGCUUGUGCCCAGGAGGUGGAGGUUGCAGUGAGCCAAGAUCACACCACUGCACUCAACCUGGGCGACAGACCGAGACCC